Daldinia loculata is the source of this 2206-nucleotide messenger RNA. RefSeq lists its product as uncharacterized. Lineage: Eukaryota; Fungi; Ascomycota; Sordariomycetes; Xylariales; Hypoxylaceae. The record is from RefSeq and is a predicted model, not a curated record. Bases 329 to 2011 code for a protein of 560 amino acids. The transcript has a single exon.
CUCGAGCAGCUGCCAGGUGGUCGCACAUCACAGGUCCCCAGUUAAAGCAUACUUGCCCUUCCCCUCGGGUUGGUUCAAUUGAGGGUUUCGUACCCCUUGCCGAUCAAGCUACCGUUGCUGUCGAAUGAGGAGCUCGAUGCUGGUUUAUUUCCUAGCUUACAACUACGAUCCAUCUCCCUGCCGAGUUUCUGGAAAUCUUGUCACGACUUAGGGAAACCUAGAUAUCGAUAUCGUAAUCAAUCGGGCCAAUCUUUUGCGAUACGCAAUAUCUACAUAACGAUAUUUUCCUACUUCCUUCCUCUACGGCUCGCUUGCAACUGUCUUAACCAUGCUCACUAUGACAAGGUUACCGUCCGACUCCUUCCUGCCGUCGAGCGCUAUGCUUGAUCCAAAUCCACGUUCCAUGUCCUUCGCCUCUCAUCUUAAUGGUCACUCUUCAACAUCAGUAAUUUCUCCACUAUCUCUACCGCGCGCAUUGAAUAAUCUAUCUUACUUGGACGAGUCAAACCUUUCAAACUUAUCGCCUCCCGAUCAUACACAUUCGCCAUCAAUUUCCGUAAUUGCGCAGUCUCAGCAGCAGUAUCUUUCUCCACGUCCAAGUUCCCCGAACGGUCAUCGAAUCGGGGCUGCUGUAGCAUCUCCGUCUUUAGUACCUAGUACUACCUCCUCACUCAGCAAUAUGAGCAAUCAAACUCUACUCAACCUGCUACAGCGCAGGGAAGAGCAGAAUAGAAAAUUGAUUGAAAAUUGGCGUGCCGAGCGUGCCCAUUUGGAGGCUAGUCGCACUCGAGCUGAGGAAAUGUAUCAGGAAGAACGGGCGAUAAUUGAUGAGGAACGAAUGAUCUGGAUUGAGGAGAAGAGCAACCUCCAGAGAGAUUUGUCUGAAUGGAAAAAGAGGACAGAAGUAGCCGAAAAGCAGAGGGACGAGAUGGCUAGCCUGCUUAGGAGCAUGCAGACCCAAGGCAGUCAAUCAAAGAUAUCGUUUGACGGUGCUGCUGAGCCUACUAUGGGCUCUCUCAGAGGCGGUGGUCUUAGCAGCGCUGAGACCUAUUCGCAGUCAAGUGUCAAUUUUUGGAGCCCAUCAGACGGCACAUCUCCCAUAAGAGUUUUGCCUGGUGAGCUUCACGUCAGCGAGUUUCACGGAUCGACGACGAUGCCAGAGUCGAGACCUUUCAUUCCCUUGGAUCCACGUAUGCAGGGCUCGUCACCAGGAGUGAGUUCACCGGUGUCCCAGCAAGAUCGUGUUCCCUCUAUCGAUAUACAGGAGGUCAUUCCCGGAUUGGAAGGAAUCCGAGUCAGGCCGGAUAUCGUCCAGAAGGCGACAUUUACCGAUGAUAAGCCAUCUGAAUCAUCUCCCGAGUCAAUCUUGCUCCCUGUCCCUGGAGCUAAGCAGGAAUCAAUUCGUACACGUGUUGUGCCAGCUGAUUUGACAAAAGAGACGCUCCAAGCUCCCGAGUCCGAUAGACUUACCAUGCAUGCCGGGCACACACCGAACCAUUCCAUCUCCUUAUCCAGGCUCCAUACCGUUGAGUCUACUGAGGUAGUCAACACAGCUGGUAGUUCUGGUUCAUCAACCCCCAAGUGUUGUGAUGCGGAGGAUAAGCAGGUUCAAGUGCCCGAGAAAGUCCCGAACUGUCAGACAUCAUGUUGCGGCCUUGGAUGUCCUAAAGCUGCCGAGGCUCAGGACGAACUCGAGGAUGAAAGAGACAAAGAUCCGGAAUUAAAGGGGCCAUUAACCCUUCGCAACCUUCCAGCGGCUGACGAACCAUUUCUCAAGGCUCUUAAUGAAAAGCUUGCCGAUGUUAUCACUCACGAUAUGACCCCUACUGUUCUUAAGCAUGGGAAUUAUUUUAGGCCAGCUGCAUCUGAGCCAAUUAUCGAGACCGGUGAUGAUGAUGCACACGAUGCUCGUGAAAAAUUAGAAGAGCAGGAGCAAGAGAUCCCGCUAAAGUUAAAGCAAUCGAGUAACUUUGGCGCACCUCUCGGGCAGCUUCGAAAGCCGGCAUCGUAGUAGAUGCGCUCCGGUAGUUAUUGUUGCUAACGUGAUGGGCGAUCUCGUCUAUAACUCACGUUCUUCGUACACAAUACCGUCACCUUUGUCAUAUUUACUCGACGGAGAUCUUUUUGCACAGCCAGUGAGGCUGCCUGUCUAGUUUUGAGCAUACCCACAACGAGCUCUAAAUUUCCUUUUUCCUAUGACCUUUGA